Varanus komodoensis (Komodo dragon) is the source of this 2608-nucleotide messenger RNA. RefSeq names its product ATPase H+ transporting V0 subunit d1 (gene ATP6V0D1). The transcript has 8 exons. The coding region runs from base 167 to 1228 and encodes 353 amino acids. NCBI's taxonomy places the organism in Eukaryota, Metazoa, Chordata, Lepidosauria, Squamata, Varanidae. Gene Ontology annotation, cellular component: early endosome; vacuolar proton-transporting V-type ATPase complex; plasma membrane proton-transporting V-type ATPase complex. The record is from RefSeq and is a predicted model, not a curated record. Gene Ontology annotation, molecular function: proton-transporting ATPase activity, rotational mechanism. Gene Ontology annotation, biological process: proton transmembrane transport; vacuolar transport; vacuolar acidification.
CUGUUCUCCCACUUCCGGGAGGGCAGGAGAAGGGCGACGGUCUAGGCGUCCUACCUCUGUACACUUCCGCCGGCGGGCCCGGUUCGCGUUACGUGAGCGCAGCGGGCCGGAGCGUCGGCGGACUCCGCGUUUUCCGAGCCGGUCGGGCCUGAGCGCCGCCGCUGCCAUGCUGCUCUCGUGCUUCCCGGAGCUGUACUUCAACGUGGACAGCGGCUACCUGGAGGGGCUGGUGCGCGGCUUCAAGGCCGGCGUCCUCAGCCAGGCGGACUACGUCAACCUGGUGCAGUGCGAGAGCCUCGAAGAUCUGAAACUUCACCUCCAGAGCACAGACUAUGGGAACUUCCUUGCAAAUGAAGCCUCUCCUCUCACAGUAUCUGUCAUUGAUGACAAGCUGAAGGAGAAGAUGGUGGUGGAGUUCCGCCACAUGAGGAAUCACGCUUACGAGCCCCUGGCCAGCUUCCUGGACUUCAUAACGUACAGCUACAUGAUCGACAACGUCAUCCUCCUGAUCACGGGGACACUGCAUCAGCGCUCCAUUGCGGAGCUGGUGCCCAAGUGUCACCCCCUGGGGAGCUUCGAGCAGAUGGAGGCCGUGAACAUCGCCCAGACCCCGGCCGAGCUCUACAGCGCCAUCCUUGUGGACACGCCCCUGGCUGCCUUUUUCCAAGACUGCAUAUCUGAACAAGACCUGGAUGAAAUGAACAUUGAAAUAAUUCGGAACACACUGUACAAGGCUUACCUCGAGUCCUUCUACAAGUUCUGCAAGAUGCUCAGUGGCACAACGGCAGAUGCCAUGUGCCCCAUCCUGGAGUUCGAAGCUGACCGCAGAGCCUUCAUCAUCACCAUCAACUCCUUUGGCACAGAGCUGUCCAAGGAAGACCGCGCAAAGCUCUUCCCGCACUGUGGCAAACUUUAUCCUGAAGGUCUGGCCCAGCUUGCAAGAGCCGAUGAUUAUGAGCAAGUCAAAGCCGUGGCUGAUUACUACCCGGAAUAUAAAUUGCUGUUUGAAGGAGCAGGUAGCAAUCCUGGAGACAAGACGCUGGAGGACAGAUUCUUUGAGCACGAGGUGAAGCUGAACAAGCUGGCAUUCCUGAACCAGUUCCACUUCGGUGUCUUCUACGCCUUCGUGAAGCUGAAGGAGCAGGAGUGCCGCAACAUCGUAUGGAUUGCGGAAUGCAUCGCCCAGCGCCACCGAGCAAAGAUUGACAACUACAUUCCCAUCUUCUAAGUACUUCCUGCCUGCCUGCCUGGCAAAGCUCCCAGAUUCCUGGCACCCCAUCCUGUCCCGAAGGUAGCUCUUUAGGAAAGGGAGGCUGCUGUCAGGACACUCAAGGCCCCCUGGCUCUCAUGGAGGGUCCCGUCCCCCCCAUAGUUGUAACAUGUCACUGUAUGUGCUGUGUGUCGAUCGGCCUCAGUUGUUCUGUCUUGCCAGAAGUGUGUCCUGCUCAGAGGAAGGGCUGGGUUGCGAGGCUCCUGAACACCAGCCCUGGAUUGUGUCUGGACAUGAUGAAGCGAGGAGCGCGUGUCUGCACAGGGUGCAUCCGGGGACGGGUUGUGCUGCCCCCUUGAACUGCCUUUGCUCUCCUGGCUCUGCUACCCCAGGACCGUGGAGGAGCCAGUCCUGCAGUGGACAGGGGUGGUCUUCACAGAAGGCCCUUCUAGAACCCAGGACUCCACUUCUUGAAAGGCCCACUGGCAGGGCUGGCGGGCCCUGGGGUGCGGUGGCACUUCCACUGAGUGGGCAGUCCCCUGGGUUCAGGGUUGUCUGCAUGCGGCCUUCCCCUGCCCCCCAUGCUAGUGGCCCUGGAAGACCAGGCCCUUACCUGGGGAAGUGUGGGAAAUGGGCAUGCUGGAAGGAGCAGGGCCUUCCUGGCAGCGGCUUGUCAUCUGGCGCUCCCUAGAAGACUCUGCACCCUUGUUCAUGCGGCUCUUUUCCAGGGUGCUGUUCCCAAAUGCUUCCCAAAGGAAGGGGCAGCUCCUCUCCAUCCUCUGUCAGGCCUAGAAGGUGCAGGGCAACUCAGAACGUCCCCCGAGCCCAUGGAAAUGGGAGGAGGCAGCCAUUUCCCAGCUUCUUGCUGGGCUCCGGCCUUGCUGCUCUACUCUAGGCUGCAGGGCCAUGCCUGGGAAUGGCCCCACCAGGAAGAUCAGACCAUAUCCAAAGCCGGACUGGAGUGCCCCAGGCUUUCCUGGCUGUCGUCUUCUGCCAGGAGUUAGCUGAAGUCCCCAGGCUCUGUGGCCGGCUCCAGACAUGACCCCUGUGGCUCUCCACGUGCUGCUCGUUGCUUCCCAUCCCUCCCCCGCUCUUGCCAUCCCUGCUGCUUUUCAGCGGGACGGCUGUGCCUCCACCUGGGAACCGAUCCUGGUCUUGGAGAAGCAGCUCCCCAGCUGCCCAGGCCCUGGCCUCUGUCCCUCUAGCACGAGGAAGUGCUGCAGCCUGCUGGAGGAGGAGGAGGAGGCGGCCUUUCCUGGCUGAUGUGUUUUUGAAGAGAAUAUUUCAAGCCUCUGUCCAAGAGGUGCUUCAGCUCCAUGACUCAACUGCGCUCCACGUGUUUGCCUGCUGCUUAUUUCCCUCUCUAAGGUGUGAUAAUAAAUUACCUCCCGAAACAAA